CGUUUUACAACACUAACAUUUUAUUAUUGGAUUUGUUUUCAUUCUUCGCCGGCGGAUUUUCAUUAAAAAUCCGCAGAAAUGCGAUGGCUCUACGCCUGCUUUGUGAUCGUGCUUUGUGCACUAAUCUUCUGUGAGUACGUAGCCGACUUUGUGGUGCUCCAGAAGUGCAAGUGGCCGGAGAUCAAGCGGAAGAAGUACGUCGAUGAUCCGUUGCGGGCUUUAAUCAUUGCGGACCCCCACCUAUUGGGUCCACAUCGAGGCCAUUGGCUGGACAAGUUUUAUCGGGAAUGGCACAUGACACGUGCCUUCCAGGCGGCAUCCCGCCUCUUCCAGCCUGAUGUGGUUUUCGUCCUAGGCGAUUUGUUCGAUGAGGGUGACAUGGUGAGCGACAAGCACUUCCAGGAGUACGUGUGGCGCUACCUGAAGAUGUUUCACCUACCGCCGGGUAUUCCACUUAUCAGUAUAGUCGGUAACCAUGACGUGGGCUUUCACUAUAAGAUGCAUCCUUUCUUUAUGUCCCGGUUCGAGAACUAUCUGAACAACUCCCUGGUCACGCUUUAUACCAUUAAGCAGAUACACUUCGUGAUAAUCAAUUCCAUGGCCAUGGAGGCCGAUGGUUGCCUUUUCUGCUCCCAGGCCGAAGAACAACUGAGAAACAUCUCACGAACUCUUCACUGCAUGAAAUUCCCGCAGGAGGCCGAGUGUGCCCGCACCAGGCGUCACCCGUAUAGCCAACCUAUCUUGCUGCAGCACUUCCCCACAUUCCGCAUUUCCGACACAAUGUGCCAGGAGUAUGAUGCUCCCUUUAUCGAAGCCUACCGCGAGCGUUUUCAUGUUUUGUCAAAGGAGGCCACGGAUAUGUUGGGGAAACUGUUGAAGCCCAGGCUGGCGUUUGCUGGACACUCACAUCACUAUUGUCACAGUGUCAAUCGGUUGGGCAUCGAUGAGUACACGGUGGCCUCCUUUAGCUGGAGAAACAAAGUUAAUCCAAGCUUCAUGCUGGCCACUAUUACUCCCGACGACUAUGUGGUUUCCAAGUGCAAAAUGCUCCCUCAGCAGUUUGUAAUCAACAGUUACCUGAGUGCUGGAAUCCUCUGCCUAAUCCUAAUAGCGUUUCAGCUACGAAAAUACAUAGCCAAGAGGCAGUCUUUGUCCACGUCCAAGGAUCUACAAAAGGACAAAUAAUUGUACGUCGUCGAGAA
Drosophila bipectinata is the source of this 1202-nucleotide messenger RNA. RefSeq names its product Per1-like protein PGAP5 (gene PGAP5). Gene Ontology annotation, cellular component: endoplasmic reticulum-Golgi intermediate compartment. NCBI's taxonomy places the organism in Eukaryota, Metazoa, Arthropoda, Insecta, Diptera, Drosophilidae. Gene Ontology annotation, molecular function: phosphoric diester hydrolase activity. The record is from RefSeq and is a predicted model, not a curated record. Gene Ontology annotation, biological process: GPI anchor biosynthetic process; endoplasmic reticulum to Golgi vesicle-mediated transport.